This is a messenger RNA of Scomber japonicus (chub mackerel), 757 nucleotides long. RefSeq names its product probable E3 ubiquitin-protein ligase DTX3. Gene Ontology annotation, biological process: Notch signaling pathway; protein ubiquitination. NCBI's taxonomy places the organism in Eukaryota, Metazoa, Chordata, Actinopteri, Scombriformes, Scombridae. Bases 203 to 592 code for a protein of 129 amino acids. The transcript has 3 exons. The record is from RefSeq and is a predicted model, not a curated record.
CGAACUAAACACACAUUCUGUGGUCCCUAACAGUACGGAGGACUGUCCCGUUUGCUUGGACACAAUUCGUGAGAAGAAAACAUUAAAGUGCCUUCACUCUUUUUGCUCUGACUGUAUCGACUCGGUUUUCAAGUUAAAGCCCGCUUGUCCGAUUUGCAACACUUACCACGGAGUGUACACGGGCACGCAGCCGCCGGGCACCAUGACGGUGACGAGCAGCUGGCAGUGUCUGCCUGGCUUUGAGCAGAGCGGCUCCAUCACCAUACUCUACAGUUUCCCAGCGGGGGUACAAGGGCCUGAGCACCCUAACCCUGGUGUGAGAUAUAGCAGCACCUCCCGUACCGCCUACCUGCCAGACUGUGAGGAGGGAAAGAAAGUCCUGAAGCUGCUGAGGAAAGCCUUUGACAGGAGACUCACCUUCACCAUUGGACGAUCUGCCACCACAGGCCUCAACAAUGUCAUCACCUGGAAUGACAUUCACCACAAGACCAGCAUGGGAGGUGGUCCACAAUGUUUUGGAUACCCAGAUCCAGAAUACUUGUUCAGGGUCCAAGAGGAGCUUCGUCUUAAAGGAGUGACAGAGGAUGAUUGACUCCCACUUUCAGAGGACAUCCUUCAAAUAGAUUUAAAACUGUGUAUUGAAACACAGGUCCUUAUUUUAUGUCUGCACCUGUUGCAGUCCUCAAGCAGGGAUCUUUAUCAGUGACACUUUAAGAUGCACAUAUAUUGAGUUAUUAUGUAACAGACAUACAUAAUA